Penicillium paradoxum is the source of this 954-nucleotide messenger RNA. RefSeq lists its product as uncharacterized. The transcript is spliced from 2 exons. NCBI's taxonomy places the organism in Eukaryota, Fungi, Ascomycota, Eurotiomycetes, Eurotiales, Aspergillaceae. The record is from RefSeq and is a predicted model, not a curated record. The coding region runs from base 1 to 954 and encodes 317 amino acids.
AUGCAUUCGAUCUUGCCUCAGCACCGUUUCUUUGCAUUUAUAUUUGUUUGUUUAUUUGCUUGUGUCUCCUCCAGCAAAAAUGCCUUACGCGAGAAUUCAUCCCCAACUUUCACAUUUGACGAACUCUGGAAGUUGGAGAACAGCUUCUGGGAAUCCUUUCUCUACCCUGCAAAUUUGAAACAGACUCAAGGCGAUACAACCACGGUCUUUGCGCCGGAUGGAUCGGACCAGUCUGACUUGAUACAGGUGCAAGGCCGUGUUGACAUCACACGCACGUUUGACGGCGAUGAGCUGAAUCGGGAAUAUAUCUUUGGCUUGUUUUCAGAUGCAGAGCAGCUUAGCCUGGUCGGUGUUCCGAUCGCAUAUAAUAUCACCCAGUUCGCUGCCAACGACAACAUCGCUUCCGCGACAACGGUCGUGAACUUCAACGCAACCAGUUUCGGCGUCCUCGUCCCAGUGACAAUCGACACAUGGAUCGAGUUCAAUACCGAUGGCAAGAUUGUACAGUACGAUGCGACGUUCCGUUGGUUCGAGUACCUGCUGGACUUCCUGCUCGAAGGGUUGGCAACCAAAACCAACGCGACUUCACCCGACCAGGCUGUCGCCUACCUUUCAGACCUGCUUGCCACGAAAGUCUGUGAUAUACAUGAACAACAUUGUACAGGCUCCAACCAGCAAUACACCGAUACUGCUGCUUGUUACAACCACUUGACCACCGCUGUGCGGUUUGGCAAAUCCUACGAGCUGGGUCGUAACACAUUGCUGUGUCGCGAAGUCCACAAGCAUAUGGUGCAGUACCGACCGGAAGUGCAUUGCUCGCAUAUCGGUCCUUCUGGCGGUGGAUAUUGCACCGAUGACAUGAGCUAUCUGGAAACUGUGCUGGAAAAAUAUUACAAGAACUCGUGGAUUCCCUAUGGCUAUGGUGCAGGCCAGAAUCCAUGGCUUGCUAACUGA